AUGAAUUAUUUACAACUUAAUUCAAGAAAUUCAUUAUCAACACAAAAUUUAUUAAAUAAAAAUUUUAACUCUACUAAUUCUAAUAUAAAUAAUAAUUUUAAUGAUCCAAAUCAAUUUUUAAUUAGAUUACCUGUAAUUAGAUAUUAUGGUACUGCAUUAAACUAUGAACUUUCUGUUAUGUCUAACAAUAUAUCAUUAUCAUUUAAUACUCUUCAAUCAGAGUAUAGUAAUAAUUUAAAUCAAAAUACAGCAUUAGCAUUAUAUUAUUAUUAUUUACAAAAUUCUAAUAUAUUACAAAAUGUUAAUUAUAAUUUAGAAAAUUUUAUUGAUAAUAAUAAUACUAUACAAAGGCAAUUUGAAAAUUCAAUAUCAAAAUUUUUUUUUCUUCCUAAUUUUUCAUCAUCAUUGAUGGAUGACAAAGAAACUUCUAUUACAAAUUCAUGCAUAAAAUUAUCUGAUUUUUUUAUAAAAAAAGAAAAAAAUUGUACAGAGGUAAAGGAGGAUAAAUUAUUAACAAAAAUGAAUGAUUCUGCUGAUCUUUUAUUACAUAAUUUAAAAUAUCCUUUAUCAUAUAAAUCUUUUUCAUCAUAUCAACCAUUUUUGAUGGAUCAAAAAAUAUCACAUAUGAAAAAUAGUAAAUCUAUAUUAAAAGUUUCAUCAUCACCAAUAAAAGAAAAUACUUACAAUGAUUCAAUUAUUUUGUCAACAAUUAAGAAAUUUGGUUGGGUAAAACAUUAUGGUAUUGAUAUUGAUAAUUUAUAUCAAUUUAGUAAAAAUAAUUGUCUUGAAAAAACUGAUAAUUGUAAUAUUUUUCAUUCAUCAAAAAAAUAUAUUAUUAAAAAUGAAAUUGAUCAUAAUACUUUUGUAUGCGCUAUUUGUAGUGAUAAAUCAUCCGGUCUUCAUUAUGGCAUAUAUACUUGUGAAGGUUGCAAAGGCUUCUUCAAACGCACUGUUCAAAACAAACGCGUAUACUCUUGUGUCAGUGGCAGCGGAUGCUGUCCAAUGACUAAAGAACAAAGAAAUCGUUGUCAAUAUUGUAGAUUUAAAAAGUGUCUUAAACAAGGAAUGGUUUUAGAAGCAGUGCGAGAAGACAGAAUGCCUGGGGGUCGUAAUGGAAGUGCGAUCUACAAUUUAUAUAAAUUAAAAUAUCGAAAAAAUAAACGUAGUAAUGGUAGUGAAAUGAAGGAUGAUAAUAAUAAAAACAAAUGUUUAUUAAAUGUAAAUAAUUGUGAUGAAGAUGAUGGUAGUAGAUUACCUAGAAAAUGGUCACGCCAAGAAGUACCAAAUAUUUGUUCUCCUUCACAAUCUAGUAGUUCUAUUAGUUCAAUAAGUUCUUCUGAAAUAACAAAAAAUUUACCAGCUGCACCAAGUAUUGAAAGUGUUUGUGAUCCUGAAAGUAUUGAAAGAUUCAAAGCAACACCAACACCAAGAAAUUUAAUUCAUGAAAUGAUUGAAAUUGAUAGAUUAGAUUCAUUAAUAAAUCUUAAAGGAUUACGUGUAGCAAGUAAUAAUGCUUUGUUAAAUCAUGAAGAAGAACCAAUACCAGCAUGUCAAAGAUUAUCACGUAUUGGUGAUGAAAUUGUAGAACAACUUGUUGAAUGGACAAAAAUGUUACCAUUUUAUAAUGAUUUACCUGUAGAAAUACAUACACAUUUACUAACACAACGUUGGGCCGAAUUAGUAUUAUUAUCAGCUUGCUAUUAUGCUAUUUCAAAUUGUUCUCCUAUAAAUGAAAGUAAUGUACAAUCAACAGUUAAUAAAAAAGAAAAUCACAAUUAUAUAUCUCAUUCACCAUUGUCACAUUCAUCUUCAUCUUCAGUUUUUUCAGAAGAUGAUAUUUCAUUGACUAAUUUUAAUAGUCAUGUACCACAAUCAGUAAAUGGAUUAACAGAAGGUCAUGAUGAAAUUUCUUUUUCAGAUCCAUCAAUUAAUUUAAUUUUACUACAAAAAAGAUUAUCAUUAAUAAUGCAUAAAGAUAUUCCAAUGGAACAUGUAUUAACUGAGGCUGGACCACUUGUUGAAAAAUUUACAGCAUUACUAAAUUCAUUUGCUAAAUUAAAAAUUACAUAUGAGGCAUAUGUUUGUUUAAAAGCAAUUACCCUUCUUCAUUACACUCCACCAUCAAAUUGUAUAAAUAAAAUUGGGACAACAAUUGAUGGUAAUGGACGAAUAAGCCAAAAUUUAAAUAUAAAAAAAGUUAGUAUAAUUCAAGAUCAAUUUGUUAAAGCACUCCAAAUUCACCUAUCCCAAUGUGAGGAUGGUCCCCGGCUGACUGACAUUUUAACAUGGCUUCCAAUGCUUCACCAAGCAUCAUCUGUUCUUCUUCACUCAAAAAUGUUUUAUGUACCUUUCCUAAUUUGUAAAAGUCCACAAUCAAUUGCCGCUAGCUCAAUAAGCAAUGUCAAUACUGAAAGUAUAUCGGAUACAGAUUCAGAAAAAUGA
Messenger RNA from Strongyloides ratti, 2442 nucleotides. RefSeq names its product Nuclear receptor subfamily 6 group A member 1. Gene Ontology annotation, biological process: regulation of DNA-templated transcription. The transcript is spliced from 4 exons. Gene Ontology annotation, molecular function: zinc ion binding; DNA-binding transcription factor activity; sequence-specific DNA binding. The record is from RefSeq and is a predicted model, not a curated record. The coding region runs from base 1 to 2442 and encodes 813 amino acids. Lineage: Eukaryota; Metazoa; Nematoda; Chromadorea; Rhabditida; Strongyloididae.